UUUAUAAAUAUUCAAAGGAGAGAGAAAGUGUUAAGAUAGAUUGAGCGAGCGAGAGAGAGUAGUAGUAGUACUAGCUAGGUAGCUGAGCUCCUUGGCUUCACUGCCCACUUAGAUAGCUCAAAACCCAAAAAAGGCCCAGAGAGCAGAAGUGAUAAGGCAUUUGAUGGUUCUUCAUCUCAUCAGACUAUACUGAUUACAGGUCUAUUUUGCAUAAAAAAGAAGGGCGGUGGUUACUUGUGGUUUGGCUUUUGUAGUAACUUUGAUUGACUGCAAUUAUAGUGUUUGUUUGAAGUUUGAGCUUAUAGAAAGAGAGAGAGAAAGACUCCAUCUUUCAUGGGAAUAAGAGAAAGAGGAGAGAGAGACACUACUACUCUUAAUACUUUUACUUCUGUCUCUCCAACUCAUCACAAGUUGGUAGGUAAAAGUUUUUGGUGUGUGGUUGAGAAAGAAAUUUAACUUCUUCUUGUGAUAGAGUACUAAAGAGCGAAAGAGAAGAAGCAUAAACGAGGUUCUUUUUUUUUUCUCUUCUUUUUUCGAGGGUUGGUGGUGGUUGUGAGAAGGAGUAACAUAACGUUUUUAUAGCACACCAACCCUUUUCUUCUCUCUUCGUUCUUUGAGAGAGAGAGAGUCUUAAUUUAGCCAUGGAUUCUUAUGAAGCUACGAGAGUUGUUUUCUCAAGGAUUCAAAACUUUGACCCCGAAAAUGCUUCCAAAAUCAUGGGCUUGCUUCUAAUCCAAGACCACGGUGAGAAAGAGAUGAUUAGAUUAGCAUUUGGUCCAGAAGCUUUAGUUCACUCUGUGAUUCUCAAAGCUCGUAAAGACUUAGGCAUACCUUCCAACUCCCCAUCGACGCCGUCAACACCUUCGUCUCCUUCUCCCUUUCUUUCAAGCAAUCCCAUCACUAUUUCACGGCAGAACUCUACUACUACAUCUGCUUCGAGACUUUCAGUUAACGGCUCCGUUAACUUACAACCUCCUUCUCUCACUAUUCCGAACCCGGCUUCUUCUACCUCAGCUUCUUGGGCUGCUGCCUUUUCUGAGCUUCAGAGCCCAGAUGACUUGAUUAGUCCCAACACUUUACCAAUUGGGUCGACUUCUUCGUCUUCCUUAAGCUCAUCUUCUUUACCCUUUUAUGGAAAUGGAGCUUCGACUGAUAUCAUGGAUGAUUAUCAGCUCCAAGACCAGCUCUCUUUCCUUAACGAUGGUUCUUCUCCAACUCUCGGCCCUAAAAACUCAGAUUUGUUUUACCCUCAACAAGACUUGUCGUCUAGUCCAACCGGUGACCAAGCAGUUUGGUCAAACUGGGGUGGUGGUGGUGGCUCGGUUCACCGCCGGAGCUGCUCCGUAAGCGACGUGUGCUUGAACUCGGAAGAUCCCAACUCAGGUUUUGGAUGGAAGCCUUGUCUUUACUACGCUAGAGGGUACUGUAAGAACGGGACUAGUUGCAGGUUCUUGCAUGGUGGGCUCGGAGACUCAGCAGCCGCUGCCGCCAUGGUGGGUUCGGACGGCGCACCAGUAGUUGGCUCGCCUAACAAGCUAGACAUGAUGGCCGAGUCGUGUCAUGAGCUUCUCAGAUCCAAGUCUGCUCAGCAGCAAAGACUGGCUGCAGCUUCUCAGCUCAUGGCCUCAGCUAACUCCUUCCCUUACUCUCCCAAGUGUAUGAAUUUUCUGCUCCAGCAGCAACAGCAAAACGAAACCCAAAGGGCUGCAGCAGCGUUGAUGAUGGGUGAAGAUUUGCACAAAUUUGGUCGAUCCAGACUAGAAAGAAAUGAUUUUUCAAUGAAUGGUGUGAACCCGGCAUCAAGGCAGAUCUACUUGACUUUCCCAGCUGACAGUACUUUCAGAGAAGAAGAUGUUUCAAACUAUUUCAGCAUUUAUGGACCAGUUCAAGAUGUGAGAAUCCCAUACCAACAGAAGAGAAUGUUUGGCUUUGUCACUUUUGUUUACCCAGAGACAGUGAAGCUCAUUUUAGCUAAAGGCAACCCUCAUUUCGUCUGUGAUGCUAGGGUGCUCGUUAAGCCUUACAAGGAGAAAGGCAAAGUCCAGGACAAGUACAGGAAGCAACAGCAACCACAGGUGGAAAGAGGUGAUUUUUCGCCGUGUGGUACCCCAACUGGACUUGAUUCCAGAGACCCUUUUGAUAUCCAACUCGGAGCAAGAAUGUUUUAUAAUUCUCAAGACAUGUUAUGGAGAAGGAAGUUAGAAGAACAAGCUGAACUGCAGCAAGCUAUUGAACUUCAAAGUCGGAGGAUUAUGGGUUUGCAGCUUCUUGAUGUCAAAAAACAUCACCACCGAGCACUCUCUUCCGGUAGCCCAAUUCAGUCACCAACUCAGUCUCCCAGCUUAUACAAUCAAAACCUUAUCUUUUCAUCAAUUCAAAACAACUCAUCAGAAGUCUCACAUGAAAACGGUUCUGGCACUCCGUCACCUAAUUCUCUAGAUCUGUCAACCGCUGUGGCCACAACCGUAAAAGAGUCCAACUCCAACACCAACUCCAACGACGAAAAUAGCAAUGACAGAGAGAGCCCUCGUGAUGAAAUUGGUGAUUUGUUAGAAAGUUUGGAGCAUAACCUUCCGGAUAGUCCAUUUGCAUCUCCAACCAAAGGAGCAGGAAAUUACAUGGCUGGUUUCUCAACCAGUAUGGCCACUGAGAUCAAUGACUUAGAUCCUUCCUCUAACAUGAACUUGUCUAGUUCAAUACUUCCAGCUGCUCCAACAUUGGAUAUGGGAUCUUUCAAGUCUUUCAAUUGUCAAAUGCCAAGGUUCUCCUCUAGUCAUGGUGCCAUUGGGAUGUAUGCAGGAACCGCCGGUGGGCCAAAAUGCCCAGUUGGAAUUUAGCUUCCUAAUCUUAUAGGAAGAUCAGUAAGAAUAACCAAAAAAACCAAACCAAACCAAAAUCUGUAGAGAAUCACUACCGCCACACUACCCUCAUGAUCAUCAUCACCAUCAUCAUCAUCUUCAUGAUCAUCAUCACCAUGAUCAACCUCAAUACCAUAAUACUACUACUACUACUACUACUUACUACAAUACAAAUUGCAUACGUGAAAGGCAGUAAAGGGAAGUGGGUCAUAGUCACCACCCCUUUUUUUCAUUGUUGUUGUACUACUUUCAAUCAUCAUAUCUCCAAUUUCUGUAGCUUGAAGUUGAACCACAGGUAAAAAGAAAAGGAAAAGAAAAAGAGAAGGAAAAAAAAAACACAGAAAAUGAAUUUUACACUUUGAAAUUAAUAUCUGUAGCCUUGUAACAUCUAUCACUGUAAUUGUAAUUGUUUCCCAUGAAUGAAACAAAGAAAGAAGACCCAAAUCUAGUUUUUUUUA
This is a messenger RNA of Humulus lupulus (European hop), 3316 nucleotides long. RefSeq names its product zinc finger CCCH domain-containing protein 53. NCBI's taxonomy places the organism in Eukaryota, Viridiplantae, Streptophyta, Magnoliopsida, Rosales, Cannabaceae. The record is from RefSeq and is a predicted model, not a curated record. The coding region runs from base 642 to 2837 and encodes 731 amino acids. The transcript is spliced from 10 exons. Gene Ontology annotation, molecular function: RNA binding; metal ion binding.